CACUUGCCACGGAAGCGGAAGUAUAGGAAGCCGGAAGCUUAGUGUGUUGAAUUGGCGGCACGUUGUUUCGCUCAUUUUUUUUCUGUGCAUCGGGGUUUGUCUGGAGUUGAGCGAUCCGAGUGGUGGAAGAGACGCAAGAGCCUUUAUUGCUGCGGAUUUACUGAAGGAAGCUGUGUUGCCAUGUCUCUGACUUGCUUUAUCAGUAAUGAGGUCACAGAUCGCCCUUGCGUUUCACCUGUAUCGGGUCAUGUAUUUGAUCGAAGGCUCAUUGAAAAGUACUUGGCUGAAAAUGGCACAGAUCCAGUCUCAAAUCAGCCGUUGAGUGAAGAUCAGUUGAUUGAUAUCAAAGUUGCUCACCCAGUUCGUCCAAAACCACCCUCUGCAACAAGUAUUCCAGCAAUUCUGAAGUCUUUGCAAGAUGAAUGGGAUGCAGUUAUGCUUCACAGCUUCACUUUGCGACAGCAGCUACAGACCACACGUCAAGAACUUUCUCAUGCCUUAUACCAACAUGAUGCUGCUUGUCGUGUCAUAGCACGUCUUACCAAAGAGGUAACAGCUGCCCGUGAAGCUCUUGCUACACUCAAACCUCAGGCUGGUAUUUCUGUACUCCAGGCCAUUCCUACACCACAAGCUGGAGCAGCGGGUUCUGUCGAAGCAAUGGAACUUGGAGAACUCGUAGGAAUGUCAGCAGAAAUUAUACAGAAGCUCCAAGACAAAGCAACUGUGCUUACCACUGAACGUAAGAAGCGUGGCAAAACUGUUCCAGAAGAUCUGGUAAAACCAGAAGAACUCAGCAAGUAUCACCAAGUUUCCUCCCACGUGGGGCUCCACAGUGCCAGCGUUCCUGGAAUUUUGGCUUUGGAUUUAUGUUCAACAGACACAAAUAAAACUCUGACUGGUGGUGCGGACAAGAGUGUGGUGGUGUUCGAUUCCCAGUCUCAGCAGAUCCUUGCAACUCUGAAAGGGCACACCAAGAAAGUCACUAGUGUUGUGUUCCAUCCCUCACAGGAUCUCGUAUUUUCUGCGUCUCCUGAUUGUUCAAUACGUGUUUGGUCAGUGCCAGAGGCCUCCUGCGUUCAGGUUUUGAGAGCUCACGAGGGAGCCGUGACUGGACUAAGUCUUCAUGCAACUGGGGAUUAUUUGUUGAGUUGCUCUGAUGACCAGUAUUGGGCCUUUUCUGAUAUCCAUGCAGGACGUGUCCUUACCAAAGUCACAGAUGAAACAUCAGGUUGUGCUCUAACCUGUGCUCAGUUUCAUCCCGAUGGGCUUAUUUUUGGUACUGGAACAAUGGACUCUCAGAUUAAGAUUUGGGAUCUUAAGGAACGCUCCAAUGUUGCAAAUUUUCCUGGCCAUUCUGGUCCUAUAUCAUGUGUGGCUUUUUCUGAAAAUGGGUAUUAUUUGGCAACUGCUGCUGAUGAUUCCAGUGUCAAACUGUGGGACUUGCGAAAACUAAAGAACUUCAAGACUCUUCAACUGGAAGAAGGUUACCAGGUUCGAUCUCUUGUGUUUGAUCAGAGUGGUACUUAUCUUGCUGUUGGAGGCACUGAUAUACAGGUUUAUAUCUGCAAGCAGUGGGCGGAAGUUUUGCAUUUCACAGAUCACAGCGCACUUACCACAGGCUUGGCAUUUGGUCAGAAUGCCAAGUUCCUAGCUUCAGCAGGAAUGGAUCGUAGUCUGCGAUUUUACAGCCUUUGAUCUGGCAAACCAUGAAUAUGCUGCAUGAGGGCCCCUCUUGUGACAAAGUUCAUUUUACAUGCUUAUAACGUUUAACACUUUUGUGCAUGUGUACAAAACCUAUUUGUAAUUACUGUGAAGUAUUGGGGAAAAUGGCAGCAAUGCAAUUCGUACUUUUUUUAUUUUUUUCUGUAAAUUUGUAGAAUUUUAGUUGGUCAUUGGGCUUACAGCUUUUCUUUAUUCUCUUACAAGUAAUUCCACCGAAGAUUUCUGCAGAUUUCUUUGGAACAUUUACCAUUUUACUGUUGACCUUUAACACCAUAUGUAGUUUCCACUUCUUUCUUUUUUUCUUUUUUUUUUUUUUUUAACUCUUUAUGUUGCUUUCUGUCUAGUUUGUAAUGUUUUCUUAAAUCCUUAAAAAAAUAAUAAAAUAUGCAUUAAUGCUUACAUUUCUCUAAA
Messenger RNA from Rana temporaria (common frog), 2133 nucleotides. RefSeq names its product pre-mRNA processing factor 19 (gene PRPF19). Gene Ontology annotation, biological process: mRNA splicing, via spliceosome; DNA repair; protein ubiquitination. Lineage: Eukaryota; Metazoa; Chordata; Amphibia; Anura; Ranidae. The transcript is spliced from 16 exons. Gene Ontology annotation, molecular function: protein binding; ubiquitin protein ligase activity. The coding region runs from base 181 to 1695 and encodes 504 amino acids. The record is from RefSeq and is a predicted model, not a curated record. Gene Ontology annotation, cellular component: Prp19 complex; U2-type catalytic step 1 spliceosome; cytoplasm.